AUGGGGCCUCCUCAACGCAGGAACGCCCACAAAUCGCCGAAAUCCAAACCACCAACGAAUGGAACCAUCAAGCACCAAAAGUCUGCGGAAAGACUGGUCCCAGAACCACCACCGAGUUCAGAAAGCGUCCAGGCCCCACCUAGUCUCGGGAUGGCACCAGAGGCGAGAUACCAGCACAACCUCAAGGUGUUACGACGCCGGGACCCAACAAUUAUUUCUAUCUUUGACCAGUUCAGCCAUAUCUGCGUCUAUCAAUGUCUAAACACAAAGUGGGAGAAGAUUGGGUGCGAAGGAAGCAUGUUCCUGUUCGAAUCGAGUACAUACCCACCAUAUGGGUUCUAUAUCUUGAAUCGUGCAGGAAGUCAAGACUAUAUCUCCAGGCUGUACCCUGAAGACUAUCUCAGUGCACAGGGCCAAAUCCUGGCGAUCCGUCACUUCGCCCAGUUCACCAACGACCGAUUGGCCAACCUCAAAGCUUCCUUAGGGGGUGAGCCCAUGCCGGGCCCGUUCGACGAGCGAUACAUCGUUCCGGAUGUAGAAUCGCUAACACACGACAUGAAGGGAGAGCAUUCUUUGAUGGGUUUGUGGUAUCAUUCGGAUGGCAAUAGGGAACCCCUUAGCCAGGUCAUGCAGCGACUUCACUCUUACAUCAAACGGAAUGAGCCUUACCCUGAAGAAUUCCGCUACGGUCCCGGUCAUCCUCCGCCUCCAAACCGCCUUAGAGCUGUACCUCGUUCAGCAUCGUCGCAGAAUACCACCAGUGCCGAAGCGUCGCAGGAGUCGUGCUCCGAGAGCGAGUCGUCCAAACCGGCGGAGUCUGACGUCGAGCGGCUAUUUGCUAAACUUGUCGCUGCUCCACAACAACAUGCCCCUCCACCUGAAUCUCAAGUGACCCCCAACACUGUUGAAUCGCUAUUCGCAAAGCUUAUUGUACCGCCCCCUGCUCCUGCGCCAUCCUGCCCUGCACCCACCGGUCUCAAUCUGCUCGACACCAUCUUUGCCUCGGCCCAAACACAAUCCACAAUCCAGUCGCCGCCGCCCCAGCAGCCCAAGAUAUACUCGCCCACACCCACAGUGUCAAAUGGGACAAAGAUUCUUAACCAAGAUGUUAUCUCCACUCUGCUCGGUCUUCCCCCUUCUCGCUCAGCUUCGGUUGCAUCCACCAGUGCUCGUUCGACCACGACAUCCAGAGACGGGGAUAAUGAGGAGGAAAGUGACGGUAAUCUCUCACCUGGUCAAUUUGGUCACGGCUCGGGAGAAUCGCGACCUGCAUCUACAAUGGGGUAUUCAGGCUUAUUAGGGGUACCGGACGUGGCAAGGAAUAAGCUCGGCCGUAUCAAGGGCGACGUCACCCCUCGUGCUUUUGCCCCUUCCGCCAUCGAGAGUGUAUCAUCCAUCGCCACUGUCCGAGGACAACCACAGCCUGCAGAUUCGACGUUAUCCACAACUCCUGUGACUAGCUACGUCAAACCAAGGGCAAAUAGGGAGUUGGUGCCUUUCGAGUCGGAUUCGGAGCUGUGGCCAUAUUCAGCUUCGCAUGCCGCCGACAGCCAGAGCCAGGGGAGCAAUGACGACAUCGUCGAACUCGACUUUGAAGAUACGAGCAUCUUGAGCAAUCCAGAUGCACUGUCGAAAGUGUUUUCGAAGAACAACGGACAGCUCAACGGCCACCCGAACACUUACUAUGACGAUGGAAACCACCAGCAGAGGAAUGUCAAUGGCCGAGAGAAGGGCUCCAAAGGAAGGAGAAAGGCUUCUCGUCGGGAACGAGAUGCUAAGGAGAGGGCAGAGAUCGAGAAGACGUGGGAGAUGCCGGAGUAUGUUGUGAACUAUACUGCCCAAGCUGCUGCACGACGUCAACAACUUGCGUCACCGCCUGCUUCGCCGUCGCCUCCUGUCUCACCUUCCCAAGUCCACCCUCCCACGUCAUCAUCGGGUCGCAGCAGCAAAGGACAGGGGCAGGUUGUGGUCGAAGCCGCUACGCCGACUAUGUCUGCGAAGCCCAACCCAAUGAUUGGGAUGAAUGGAAAUCAAUCCGGAAAGAAGCAACAGGCUGGCACUAACGGUGCCAGUGCGACGAAGAAUCAGUAUCCAUUAGACAAAGAAGUUACGAAGAACUGUAUUAUUACCGCCUUGGACGGCGUCGACAACUCUAGAACUGUGGGGAAGAUGGAGAAGGAACAGUUUGUCCAUCAGGUUAUGGCUUUGCUUCAUUCCGAUAGGGCAUUUGUCGAUGAUUUGUAUCAUCGGUAUAUGACCAGGUCGGCGUGA
Coprinopsis cinerea okayama7#130 is the source of this 2271-nucleotide messenger RNA. RefSeq lists its product as hypothetical. The transcript has 4 exons. Gene Ontology annotation, cellular component: P-body. Gene Ontology annotation, biological process: deadenylation-dependent decapping of nuclear-transcribed mRNA; deadenylation-independent decapping of nuclear-transcribed mRNA; positive regulation of catalytic activity. Lineage: Eukaryota; Fungi; Basidiomycota; Agaricomycetes; Agaricales; Psathyrellaceae. Gene Ontology annotation, molecular function: mRNA binding; enzyme activator activity. The record is from RefSeq and is a predicted model, not a curated record. Bases 1 to 2271 code for a protein of 756 amino acids.